CUCACGGUCAUUUUACAGAAACACCCUCAGCUAAUUCCCGACACAGCCUGCACUCCUCGUCUUCUCCGGUCGACACUCCGCCGCUCCGACACAGGCGCAUGGACGCCGGAGAUCCCCUGCUUCGCGCUACUCCCCUGCUCUCCCGCGCGUCCUCCGCCGCCGCCACAGCUGCCUCCUCCGCCGCUCCCUUCUGCCUCGCGCAGCCCCCCAGCCUCCCUUGCCUGCCUCCCGAAUCUUCCCUCUUUCACCCAAAAAAUUGUUUCUUCUUCCUCCCGCCGCGUCUCCUGCUCGCGGCCACCCCCUCCCUCCUAGCGUUGAUGGAAGAAGCAUGGCCGGCCCUCGGCCCGACGGCCUGCGACGCGGCCUUCCCACCCCCGCCCCGGCCCCCGUGGCGUGGGGCGCGGCGGAAGACGGUGGCCAAGGAAUCGUCCGCGCAGGCGGUGAGCAGAAUCGUGUCCAGCUGCGCCAACUCGAGCGGCCUGGCCGUGGCCGCCGUCGACGCCAACGCCGCCAUCUCAGGCGGCGCCGCGCUCGCCUCCACUGCGGGCCGGCUGGUCACGGUGCUCGAGGAGGUGUGCGACGACGCAGCACGCCGGAGGCUCGCGCUCCUGCCCACGCCCGUCGAGACCGUCGACCUAACCCCUGAGUUCGUCAAGAGAGGUCGACUGUUUACUUAAUCCAGCCUAGCACCUCGUACUGCUACUUUCAUUUGCUGAAUAGAGUAGGGCCAGCUUGAACCGUGUGCACCAGGAAGAAGACCAGCCCAAAGUUGAUGAAGGGAGACAGCCAACAGGAUGCCCUGCAAAUCAAUUUCGAGCAAGGAGGAGCAGCAGCAGCACAAGGAGCAACUCCUUACAGUAGCAGAGGCAGUCGCCGACAACAGCAGCAGAUGCAGUCGCCAACAGCAACAACUGGUCCGCGCGGACUCGAUCGGUCGGGCUGCAGCGGCAGAAGUAGGUGGCGGGCGAAGGUAGCGGCAGGUGGCAGACGGACGGCAGCGGCAGCAACAGGAUCCCGCCACCGGGGAAGACCCGCGUGGCCCUGCCUGACAAAGUCAGGGAGAGGGGAGCGGCGGCUGGGGUUGCUGCAGGCACGAGGAACCUGCGCCGGCGAGGAGAGCGACGACGAGGAGGCGCCCGUCGAGGAGGAUGCCGCCUUGGAGGAGCAGCUACAGUCGGGGUCGGGCUCCUCGGAGGAGCAGCCGCAGUCGGGGUCGGGCUCCUCGAUGAUGCAGGCGGCGCCGGCGCUGGAGGCGAUGAUGCUGCCCCGCUCGCCGGCCGUGCUCGAGCCCCUCAAUCCCCUCCUCGAGCCCCUCGAUCUCCUCCCUCCUCCGGGACACGGAUGUGCUGCUCCUGUCCCUCGACGACGCGGCCGUCCUCCUCGGCGAUCUCGUGGCCGACAGCGGUGGCGAAGUCCACGGGCAGGUCAGCGGGGCGGUGGGAGAGCGCGGCCAGGGCCUCGCUGUUGGGGAACGUAGCAGAAAUUCAAAAUUUUCCUACGAAUCACCAAGAUCUAUGUAUGGAGAAACCAGCAACGAGGGGAA
Molecule: messenger RNA, 1543 nt
Organism: Triticum dicoccoides
Lineage: Eukaryota; Viridiplantae; Streptophyta; Magnoliopsida; Poales; Poaceae
Exons: 3
Coding region: 773-1477 (234 amino acids)
Source: RefSeq, a predicted model, not a curated record